AUGACCUCACCCUCAUACAAUGAGAUAGUUAGGGAUUUGUAUAGUCAAAUCCACGAAAAACUGGAAAGGCGGGACAAUGCCGACCGGCGCUUCGCUACAGUCGGUACCACACAAGUGGUACUGGCCCCCUACAACUUAAGGCGCUUAUUCUGCAGUCUGGUACCUUCUAAUGAUUCAUUGGAAACGCAUUUUGGACAUGGGAUAACUGUGGAUUUGCUGACAUCUCGAAUCGAAGAGCGAAGUCUCCACAACUUUGUAGCAAUUUUAAUUUACUCCCGCUGUAGUAUAGAGUCAGCUAGAUGCUUUACCAGGAAACUUCUCAUAUGUCCCUCUGAUCCCGACAGCUGGCCAAUUUCCUACGAUGGUCAGACUAGGAUUGAUCAGCUUCCAGCAGAGCGCGAACAACUCGAACAAAUAUUCGGGGUAGAGAAUGGACCUGACAUCAACAGCUUCAUGGAUAUGCAACCCUGCUUUUGCCCUAUUGUGCUUCAUAGUGGGAACGUUCAAUGGGCCGAUGGGAAAAAGCAGAGGCUUCCUUAUAUGUUCAAUGAAGAGGAAAUCGGAAGGGGGUCUUAUGGAGUGGUUUAUCGCGUCGUCAUAGCCAAAGGGCACUUGGUAAAUGAGUCCAUGGCAAUGGUGAAUUCGGAACCCAUGCCAAUGGCCCGAAAGGAUUUUGAGAAAAAUGUCCACUUUCAAAAAGAGCUAGGAACCAUGAAGCAGAUUCUAUGCACUCCUCGGAAAUCUAAGAACGUCGUCGAGACUUUCGGUAGUCUUCAGCUUGAUGAAAGUAUAUUCAGCUUAUUCAUGCCGCUUGCGGAAUGCGACCUCAGAAACUGGAUGCGCAACAAUACGCCUCCGAUUCUCGAAUCGGAAAAAGCAGACAUUCUAGAAUGUGCAUCGGGCCUUGCAGACGGCCUAGAAUUUCUUCAUUCCGAGAUCAGAGACUCCAGCGGUAAUAGAAUGGUCUGUUACCAUAUGGAUUUGAAGCCAGCAAAUGUUCUUGUCUUUUAUGAUGGAGAACAUAGAAAAUUAGUUUGGAAAAUUAGUGACUUCGGCAUGUCUCGUGUGAAAGUAUCACAUAACCACACUAACACAGUUGAUCAAGAUAUCAGCGUUCUUUUUGAGAAGAGAAGAGGCGACACUUCGGUAUCAGAUACUGUAAAUCGCCGAUUGGAGGGCACCUACCUCGCGCCCGAGUCAAGUAUCUCAGUGCGAAAUAUGAACGAGAAAAGUGAUAUUUGGUCUCUAGGAUGUGUCAUUAGCGUCGUUUUAACAUAUAUAAACGAGGGACAAGAGGGUAUUGAUACGUACGCGGACAUGAGAGCAGCUACUUCCAAAAGCUCCAGAGCAGGAGACAAAGACCACUUCUUCCUUAUCAGUCGAUAUCGUACACCACCCAAGCCUCAUCCGGCAAUCAAAGAAUACCAUAGGCAUCUAAUCAAGGAAGCCAAUAGAAGGAAUUCAGGCGAAGGCAAAGUAAUGAAAGAGGUAUUAAACUAUAUUGAAGAGAGGGUCCUAGAGCUAGAUCCUCGACGGAGAGAGUCGGCUAGGUGUAUCAGGGAUAAACUUCUCGCUACAUCAGCGGCUUACCAUAAACUAAGCGAGAAUCCCGAACAAUACCAAGGCCCUACACAAGACGGAAUUAUUUCGAGGAUAAUUUCUCGAUUCCCAAUAAAACAGUAA
Daldinia childiae is the source of this 1683-nucleotide messenger RNA. RefSeq lists its product as uncharacterized. Gene Ontology annotation, molecular function: ATP binding; protein serine/threonine kinase activity. Gene Ontology annotation, biological process: peptidyl-threonine phosphorylation; peptidyl-serine phosphorylation. The coding region runs from base 1 to 1683 and encodes 560 amino acids. The record is from RefSeq and is a predicted model, not a curated record. Lineage: Eukaryota; Fungi; Ascomycota; Sordariomycetes; Xylariales; Hypoxylaceae. The transcript has a single exon.